GACAAAUUGACACACAGUUAAUAAGACCCUUGUGUUUUCUCUCUUUAGUCUUCUGGAAGGCCAAAAGUCCGCACGGCUACCCUCUGUUGACUGGUAUGCACGUCAUCUUUAUGAAAACCAGGGCAAGUGUUGAUCUUUCCGGUUUCUGCUAUGUUCUUGUGGUUGAUCAUUUGAGAGAAGGCCAAAUACCAACAACUGCGAAAAAUUGACACACACAGUUAAUAAGACCCUUGUGUUUUCUCUCUUUAGUCUUCUGGAAGGCCAAAAGUCCGCACGGCUACCCUCUGUUGUCUGGUAUGCACGUCAUCUUUAUGAAAACCAGGGCAAGUGUUGAUCUUUCCGGUUUCUGCUAUGUUGACGAAGAAUAAGCAAUUGAGCAUUAUCUGUCGUAUGCAUUUGGAUGGAAAAUGACCGAAUCACAACAGUCUUUUUUUUUUCUGAUUAUAUCUUUAACUUGAAGAAUACGAUUACCAUUAGGCAUUGAGCUCAAAGACCAAAGUAAUUCAAUGGGCGGUUUUGGUUUUCUGCUCAUCUGUACUAAUUUGCUCCUUCUGCUGCCCACAAUUUCCUUUGCAGUUGACAGCAUUGGUCCAUCGCAGUCUAUUCGUGAUGGCACGACCUUGGUUGCAAAAGGUGGAAGCUUUGAGCUUGGUUUCUUCAGUCCGGGUAGCUCCAAGAAUCGUUACUUGGGAAUUUGGUAUAAGAACAUCCCGGUCCAAACUGUUGUUUGGGUGGCAAACAGAUGCAACCCCAUUAAUGAUUCUUCCGGCAUGUUGAUGAUAAACGGAAAAGGGGAUCUUGUGCUGCUGGGUCAGAAUAAGAGUGUAGUUUGGUCAACGAGCUUAGUUGAACAGCCCAAAAGUGCAACGGUAGAGCUCUUAGAUUCCGGGAAUUUGGUACUAAGAGAUGCAGGGGCAGGAAUCUAUUUAUGGCAAAGCUUUGACUAUCCAUCUGAUACGUUGUUACCAGGAAUGAAGUUGGGAUGGGACUCGAGGACGGAUCUAAAUCGUAAUUUAUCAGCAUGGAAAAACUCAGAAGACCCAUGUCCGGGAGAUUUCAUUUGGAAAAACUCAGGACAGCUCGAAAUGGAACGUCAUAUAUACCCCGAGGCAUAUUUUCUUAAAGGCACUGUAAAAUACUAUCGUUCUGGCCCAUGGAAUGGCCUAAGAUUUAGUGGUGCACCAGAAUUAAUGCCUAAUCCACUUUAUAGUUUCAACUUUGUGUAUAAUGACGAUGAAGUGUAUUACAUGUACACCCUUCUAGAUAAGUCUGUAAUCUCAAGAUUGGUUAUGAACCAAACCACGAGUACGCGUGAUCGCUUGAGAUGGAUUGAAGCGGAAAAAACUUGGAGGGCAUAUUCAACGGUACCCAGGGACAUGUGUGAUCAUUAUGGCCUCUGUGGAGCCAACGGAAAUUGUCUCAUUGGUGAGAAUCCAGUCUGCCAAUGUCUAAAAGGAUUCAAGCCUAAGUCUCAAGAAAGAUGGAACUUGACGGACUGGUCUCUAGGAUGUGAGCACAAGAAGCCCCUGAGUUGCCAGGAAAAGCAUAAGGAUGGGUUUAUCAAAUUUUCCGGCUUGAAAUUGCCAGAAACUACACAUUCGUGGGUGAACAAAAGUAUAAAUCUGAAGGAAUGCAGAGCGAAAUGCUUGAACAACUGUUCCUGUAUGGCUUAUACAAGCUCGGAUAUAAGAGGAGGUACUGGCUGCGCCAUCUGGUAUGGUGAUCUAAUAGAUAUCAGGCAGUUUCCAGCUUCUGGACAGGAUCUAUAUGUUCGAAUGCCAGCUUCAGAGUUAGAAAAUGAUGAUAAAGCGAAGAAAGCAAUUAUAGUUGGAGUUCUCGCAGGAGUAGUGUUUGCUGGAAUGCUGUUACUUGGAUAUUAUUAUUACCUUCACCGAAGAAAGACAGAAUUAAAAGGGAAAACUGAAACAAGAGAAAGGGAUCGGAACAAUGAAGGGGAACCAGAGGGGGAACUGGAGCUUCCGGUCUUUGACCUGACCACAAUAGCGAGUGCCACCAAUAACUUUUCAAGUGAUAACAAGCUCGGAGAAGGUGGCUUUGGACCUGUUUACAAGGGGACGCUAGCAGAUGGACAGGAAAUUGCUGUGAAGAGGCUUUCGACAAGUUCUGGCCAAGGAUUGAGUGAGUUCAUGAAUGAAGUCGUACUGAUUGCCAAGCUCCAGCACCGAAAUCUUGUAAAGCUUCUUGGAUGCUGUGUUCAAGGAGAAGAGAAAAUGCUGAUUUAUGAAUACAUGCCCAACAGAGGCCUUGAUUCCUUUAUUUUUGAUAAAACCAGAGAAGAACAAGUCCUAGAUUGGCCUACACGCUUCAACAUUAUAUGCGGAAUUGCUCGCGGUCUGCUCUACCUCCAUCAAGAUUCCAGGCUAAGGAUUAUUCAUAGAGAUCUCAAAGCAAGUAACGUUUUACUUGAUAGUGAAAUGAAUCCAAAAAUUUCAGACUUUGGCUUGGCUAAAACCUUGGUUGGAGGAGAUCAGGCUGGUGGAAAUACAAAGAAAGUUGUUGGAACAUACGGUUACAUGGCACCUGAAUAUGCGGUCGAUGGACUAUUUUCUGUGAAAUCGGAUGUCUUUAGCUUUGGUAUAUUGAUGCUAGAGAUCAUUAGCGGAAGGAAAAACAAGGGAUUCUACAAUAAAAACAGCCAGAACCUUAUUGGGCAUGCAUGGCAAUUAUGGAACGAAGGCAGGCCUCUGGAAGUGAUUGAUACAGGUUUAGGAAAUUCGUGUUCUCUAUCGGAAGUGUUACGUUGCAUCCAUGUUAGUCUCUUAUGUGUUCAACAUGAACCUGAGGAUAGGCCAAGCAUGGCAUCUGUAGUUAUAAUGUUGGGAAGUGCUGGUGCAUUGGCUCAGCCUAAACAACCUGGUUUCUUUAUCGAAAAGAAAGCAUAUGAAGCAGGUCUGUCUUCAGAUAAUCAAACAUCUUCUACCAACGAAUUAUCAAUCACGCUUUUGGAGGCUCGUUAAAGAUUGUUUUAUUCGUUGUAAAAUUGGUUCAUACUGCUUAUUUAGCUAUUCACCUCAGACUACAUCUAUAUAUAUGCUUUGCUAUCAACUACCGUUCAAAAUAAGCUUUGUCUACAAAGCAGCACAGGUAUGUGAAAAUAUAAAUAUAUGUAGUAGCUAAUAGGCUCCAUAAAGUCUUUUUUUUUCUUAGAUUACUAUCUCUCGUCGAUUCUUGUUGGAAGGCGAUCCAGUGAUUUAAUUCCAUUCAGGGAAUCUGGACUGUCAUCUUUCAUGAGGAAAUGAAAUGAACUAGCUAGAAAUCAAGUUUGAUAUUUAAUUACAAGAAGUUUUACGUUGUGA
Malus domestica (apple) is the source of this 3317-nucleotide messenger RNA. RefSeq names its product G-type lectin S-receptor-like serine/threonine-protein kinase At4g27290. Gene Ontology annotation, molecular function: protein serine/threonine kinase activity; ATP binding. Gene Ontology annotation, biological process: protein phosphorylation; recognition of pollen. Lineage: Eukaryota; Viridiplantae; Streptophyta; Magnoliopsida; Rosales; Rosaceae. The record is from RefSeq and is a predicted model, not a curated record.